GUUUCCACAAUUCCACCCACCAAACCAACCACUAAUUUUUAUUUCAAACCUAGCAAUAUAUUUGUAAAUUAACCAAAACAAAACCAUCUCCACAUCUUGAAAUCAAUCAAACAUGGGGUCUGAUGACAAACAUGGUGAGAGGCCACUUGGUAUAGGCCUUAAGGUGAUGCUAGCAGCAGCCUUCUCUCUAUUUGGUAUGAUCUUAUUAAUCAUCAUCUUCCAUUUUAGUGUAAAGUAUUUCAUUAGACGCCAACAAAGGAGACGCCAAAACGACCUCGUUUAUCAGAUCAGCACUCAAAUAGCACCAAUUGAUGUGAGUUCUGUGGAGCCAUGCAACUCUGGCCUUGAUGCUUCAAUCAUAGUCUCUCUGCCUAAGCUCUUGUAUAAACAAACCGACCAAUUCAAGCAAGGUGAACUUGUAGAGUGUUCCGUUUGCUUAGGCACCAUUGUGGAAGAUGCAAUUACUAGGGUGUUACCAAAUUGUAAGCACAUCUUUCAUGUUGAAUGUGUUGAUAAAUGGUUCAGCUCUAACACCACAUGCCCAAUUUGUCGCACUGUGGUCGAACCAAGAUUGCACCAAGUCCAACCCACAGCACCACUGGUUGAGGGUGGUGAUGAUGUUAUUGAAUUGGAGAAAGUGGGUUGUUCAGGUUUGAGAAUAGGAUCAUUUCAUAGGAUGCUUAGUAACAGAGAAAGAUCAGGGAGAAGAACUCAGAGCUGUGAUGAGUCUACCAUCGAUGAUAUACAAAAUGAACUAAAUUAAGCUGUUAUUAAUUUGCUAAUUUUCUCCUUGCAUUUGGAUAUGUAUAUCUUAGUUUAAAUGAUUGUAGAUAUGAUUUGGGUAUGGGGUGUUGGGAUUGUUUACUAGACAGUUUUCCUGUUUUUUUCUUUUCUUGUGCUUUGUGUUUCUCUCUAUUUGUUUUUUUUUUCAGGGUUAAAUCAAGUAAUAUUAUUUCAAA
This is a messenger RNA of Cajanus cajan (pigeon pea), 959 nucleotides long. RefSeq names its product RING-H2 finger protein ATL5. The record is from RefSeq and is a predicted model, not a curated record. Gene Ontology annotation, molecular function: transferase activity. Lineage: Eukaryota; Viridiplantae; Streptophyta; Magnoliopsida; Fabales; Fabaceae. Gene Ontology annotation, biological process: protein ubiquitination.